This is a messenger RNA of Topomyia yanbarensis, 936 nucleotides long. Its product is annotated as trypsin alpha-3-like. Gene Ontology annotation, biological process: proteolysis. The transcript is spliced from 2 exons. Gene Ontology annotation, molecular function: serine-type endopeptidase activity. The record is from RefSeq and is a predicted model, not a curated record. Bases 51 to 884 code for a protein of 277 amino acids. NCBI's taxonomy places the organism in Eukaryota, Metazoa, Arthropoda, Insecta, Diptera, Culicidae.
GCUUGGUCGAAUUUGUCUACCGGCGAGUCAGUUUAGUUCAGUCCGUCAGGAUGAAGUCAACGUUUGCAAUUCUGUUGCUUGCACUUGUUGCGUCCAAUAGCUACGCACUCAACCGGGACGAUUAUGACCCAUUUGAACCCUUCAUCGCUGGUGGCACAAACGCCGUACUUGGCCAGUUCCCUUCGAUUGUAGCCGUGGGCGUCCCAACUCCUGCCAACGCCUUCUGCGGUGGAGUAAUCCUGAACGCAAAUCAUGUCCUGACGGCAGCUCUCUGUGUGCUGACUCCCCAGAAUACCCUACUGGCUCCGGCCCAGGUGACCAUCAUGUCCGGAGCGUUGCAGCUAAUAUUCACGGCUCCUCGGAUCGGCGUAUCGGCUAUCUACGUUCAUCCGGGUUACAACCCGUUUACGUUCGCUAAUAAUUUGGCCGUUUUGCGAACCACUUCAAACUUCGUCCCGCCGGAAAUUGCGGCCCCGAAUCUGGCUUUCGCAAUUCUGGGCGAUGAAAUUCCUUUCGAUGGAUUGGCCUGCCAGGCGGCUGGCUGGAACAACGCAACGGCUACUCCCACACAGCAGUUCAUCGCUGCACCGAUUAUGAACAGGGACACCUGUGCCGCAUUGGCCGUACAUUUUGGACGGAUCGAAGAGUCCAUGGUUUGCGCGGGUGUUAUCACCCAGGGUCCGGGUGUUUGUGCUAGCAACAUGGGAACCGGUUUGUUCUGCGAUGGACGUGUCGUUGGAAUUCUGUCCACUGGAUUUGGUUGCGGAACGGCGAAUAAUCCGGGAGUUUACACUCAGCUGCGGUUCUAUUUGCCGUGGCUUCAGCAGCAAUAUCAACGGCAGGAUAUUCCACCGGCGGGAUCGUCACCGAUUCCGACCUGGUGAUUGUGAGGUAGAUCAAUAAAGUGUUGUUUAAUAUAGAAAUUUGCUUCCUUGA